AUGGCGUUCGUGGACAAGCCACAUGGAGGUAAUUUCAUCAAGCUGAUUUGUCAAGGGACUUCGUCGAAUUCCAUUUUUAAAACGGCUUCUCUUUACCGAAGAAGUCUGAUUGUCUCCGUUGCAAUAAUUGCUACCUUUCUUCCACGAUUAACUAAUUGUGCCGAGCGCCAGCCUGCGUUGAAGCGCCUGGAAGGGGAUGGGGACCUGAAGAGACUGAGCGGUGGCCGCGUUCACGGCUUUUGCCCCGCUAUUACCGACCAGAAGGUGCCGUAUGCAACGCUUAGGCACAACCCAGCAAUACUGUUCCUUAUUGUGCCUCCUAGGAUAUAUGUUAUCAUUUCCACAUUCGUGCACUGUUUCUUGUCUGAAUCCUCCAUUGGUACAGGCUCCGUCGAGGACUUGCGUCGAAUUGGCGCAUGGAAGCUCAAAGAUGACAGCAAGAAUAUACGCCUUCUGCAUUUUGGACUAGAUCCAUCGAAAUUGCAGACUGCUAUGACGACGGUCGCCUCGAUAAAGACAUGGAUGUUUGUCUCCUAUUCUCUGGUCUUUUCUCAGCUGUCAGCUCAGCAUUUAUUCUUCACAUGCAAUCAGACCUCUGCAGCUGACAUCACCGAUCGUAUGUAUCACACUAUCCAGAACGACCCGAGUGAGACUCUCAAUCCUUCCGCGUGGACUGGGCCGGAACCAAUAAUUAUUUGCGCAACAUCGCUUGCCCAUGCAAGUUUAAUGCUGCACUUGGUGCCAGUCUUGGAAAGCAACGGUUCAUAUACUUCAAGUCCUCUACUCUACUCUACCCCCACCCUGUCUAACCCCAUGAGCUACAGGAAGGCGUUAGUGGUGACUGCUCAACCACUCAUCGCUGAUCAAGUGGCAUCUUUGCGAGAGAAGCACGUUAAUGUUGACUGCAUGUCUUCCCUAAGGACCGUAGACGACUCUUGGGACGAGUCUUGGAAAGCAACGGUUCGUAUACUUCAAGUCCUCUACUAUACUCUACUCUACUCUACCCCCGCCCUGUCUAACCCCAUGAGCUACAGGAAGGCGUUAGUGGUGACUGUUCAACCACUCAUCACCGAUCAAGUGGCAUCUUUGCGAGAGAAGCACGUUAAUGUUGACUGCAUGUCUUCCCUAAGGACCGUAGACGACUCUUGGGACGAGUCUUGGAAAGCAACGGCGUUAGUGGUGACUGCUCAACCACUCAUCGCCGAUCAAGUGGCAUCUUUGCGAGAGAAGCACGUUAAUGUUGACUGCAUGUCUUUUCUAAGGACUGUAGACGACUCUUGGGACAUCAUGCGUCACCUUCGAAGCCAGCAAAAACCCGACAUUUGCUAUAUCACUCCCGAAAAGCUACGCGAGAGCAAUGCCAUGCAAGAUAUUCUAGCCUAA
Suillus fuscotomentosus is the source of this 1383-nucleotide messenger RNA. RefSeq lists its product as uncharacterized. The coding region runs from base 1 to 1383 and encodes 460 amino acids. The transcript has 5 exons. NCBI's taxonomy places the organism in Eukaryota, Fungi, Basidiomycota, Agaricomycetes, Boletales, Suillaceae. The record is from RefSeq and is a predicted model, not a curated record.